AUGCCUCCAUCCAAGAAGACGGAGAUGGCAUUUAUGGGCAUGAUGGAGAAAUUCUUCGAAAGUCAUUCCCAGUGUGACUGCCCUGACUGUCGAGCUUCUACGAGGAGGUUACAGAAACUAGCCGCCAAAGCUGCCGACAAACGAGUCGACAAGGAGAACGUCUCGCCGUCGCCGUCCAUGAGCAACUCGAAACCGGAUGCUGACGGGCACUACUGUCCUGAUCAUAAACCACCACCACCCUUGAAAAAAUCAACCAAGGACAAGGACAAGGACAAAGAGAAGUCGCUCAACUCUUCCGCCGCUGCACAAUCAAAUCGAGCCGAUAAGGUUAAUAGUCUUCUCAAGGCCGACUCAAACGAUGCUGUAUUUUCAGUCUUCAAAUCGAUCCCCACUACAGCAGACGAGACCAAACUGGCAACUUCAAUACAGGUUGCAACUAAGGAGUGCAAAACGUUUGCUGAGAGCAAAGCCAAAAUCAUCUCGUACUGCCACGAUGACAGCGUGGAUUUGGAUGCAGUGUUCGGCUUGUUGGCCAAAGUUCGUCAAGAAAGAGGAAUUCUUACUUCUGCUAUUAUCAAGUCUAACUCUGAAAGGGAGAAAUACCUUGGGGCAAUACAUGAAGUUGAUGAGCUGAUGGUGAUGCUGAGAGAUGUUGCCAAAGAUGGAAAGAGUACAGGUUCGGAAGGCAUGCGUAAUGGGCUGGGCAAUAUGAUCUACAAGAUCCAUGAGUUAGCUACGAACCCUUCCUCGCUUUACGAUGAGCUCAUGGAGCUGCGAGAAGACUUCUACGACCUACAGGCUGACUAUGAGGAGCAAAGAGACAAAUUUCUGGACAUUGAGUCGUGCCACGAAAAGCUGCAUGAAGACAAGAAGAGAUUACAAGAAGAUCUUGCAUGGGAGAAACGAGAUCACCUCGAGACAAGGAAGAGAGUCAGCGCCAUAAGCGGAACUCAAAAUCAGAUCCAUCAGACCCGUGACAACCUCGAAAAGGUUCGAGACGAAAACACAGAAUUGAGAAAGGAACUCGAGAAACUCACUGGCGAACUCGCAAAGAUCAAUGCCUUGAAGCACGAAAACACACAGCUGAAGAAGAAGUUGGCUGUAGCAGAAGCCAUCAAGCCUGAGGCAGAAGUAGAGCAAAAGCUGCCAGAUACAACGACGUCAGGCAAGAAGAAACGUAGCAAGAAGCUCGGCAACGAUACAAAUCCUACAGACGACGCCACGACUGCAAACUCGAAUGUCGACAAUGCGCACAAGACAGACUCAGACCACAAAAAGGAAAUUAAAGCUCUGCAGCAAGCAAAGGCUGAAACACAAAGCCACCUCGACAACGCUCAGACGGGUCUCAGGCAGUUGGAAGCACUACUUAAAAAGGCAGAAGUAGCAAAGACAAAGGCUUUAGAGCGUCAACAGAUCGAACAAGCCACAGCACAGAACUGGAAGGAGAUGAGUGAUGGUCACUUGGAAGAGAGCAAUCGCUUGAAACAGCAACUGGACGACUCCAUGACUCAUGCUGCCACCUUGCAAGAAACCGUGCACCGGCUAGAGCAGAGUGUUUCCAAUGUCAAAGACCAGCUAACAGCACAGUCGCAAAAGAGGUCGUCAAGCCCGAGUGUGCAAUCGCAGACUUCAACUACUUCAAGAUCCGAUCACGAGAGCCUUCGAAUGUUGCGAAAACUACGAGGUGAAACGGCACAGCUCGUACAAGAUUUAGAUAGCGCAAAGAGCUACCCCGGAGAUCCCUGGAACGUGGUUGAAUGUACACGAAACAUGGUUGCUGCCAUUGAUCAUGACCUCGAAAGCAUACUAAUCACCUCACGAGACUCUGAUAUGCCCAGCGCGAUGUCGGACUUAUAUUUGCCAUAUCUGCGCAACGAUACAGGACUACCGUCUCCCAUAGGUCCAUCCCGAACCAGAGAUCCGACUCCACCGCUCUCGAUACCCAGAGGCCGAAAUCCGCCUUCGUCUUACCAUCGACCGUUGUUGCCGCCAGGUCUAGCCGAUCCCAAUUUAGGUCGAGCAUCACCAGCCCCAGUGCACCUUCCAUCGCCAAUUGGUACUGGCCGGCCAAUGAAAGGUCAGACACCAUCUCCCACACCAGCUUCAGCAAAGACAGUCGCAUUCACUACACCUAGCUCUGCUGUUCUGGGUAAUGGUGCUGCCGGAGUUGAUUGGAGCAUAUGGACAAAGAGAUGA
Messenger RNA from Lithohypha guttulata, 2196 nucleotides. RefSeq lists its product as uncharacterized. NCBI's taxonomy places the organism in Eukaryota, Fungi, Ascomycota, Eurotiomycetes, Chaetothyriales, Trichomeriaceae. The record is from RefSeq and is a predicted model, not a curated record. The coding region runs from base 1 to 2196 and encodes 731 amino acids. The transcript has a single exon.